Ichthyophthirius multifiliis is the source of this 2230-nucleotide messenger RNA. RefSeq lists its product as hypothetical. Gene Ontology annotation, molecular function: rRNA binding; calcium-dependent cysteine-type endopeptidase activity. Lineage: Eukaryota; Ciliophora; Oligohymenophorea; Hymenostomatida. The transcript is spliced from 11 exons. Gene Ontology annotation, biological process: rRNA processing; proteolysis. Gene Ontology annotation, cellular component: cytoplasm. The record is from RefSeq and is a predicted model, not a curated record.
AUGACUCUAAACGAAUCUACUUAACCAUAAGAAUACUAAGACCCUUAAUUUCCUCCUACCUUUUAAUCAAUAUGUAAAGACGAUUAAAAAUUAUAAUAAAAUCCUUAUUAUUCUAAAAUAAUAUGGUUACAUCCUUCUAAAAUCGCCAAAUACGAAAAUUGUUAAUUAUUCAAAGAUAAAAUCGAGCCAAAUGAUAUUCGUUAAGGAUUUUUAGGAAAUUGUUAUUUUUUAUCCACAUUAUCUUCUUUGGCAGAAACUCCGAGUAGAAUCGAGAGACUUUUUUCGCAUCAUAUAGAGAAUUCUCACGGAGUAUAUUGUGUAAAAAUAUGUCAUAAAGGUUAUUGGAAAGAAGUUAUAGUAGACUAGUUUAUUCCUUGCUUAAAUUCGACAAAAUAACCAGCAUUUACUAGAGGUGUAGAUGGUGAAAUUUGGGUAAUGAUACUAGAAAAAGCCUGGGCUAAACUCUAUGGAUCAUACGAUAAUAUUGAAAGUGGGUUAACUAGAGAAUGCCUGCAUGAUUUAACUUGCGCUCCGACUUAAACUAUUUGGUUAGAUGGGUCUGAUGAUCUUGAAUUAGUUUGGAAAAAGCUACUUUAUGCGGAAAAGAGUAAUUUUGCAAUGACUUGUAGUUCUAAAGCGGAAAUUAAUGAUGAUGAUUUGUAAAAAAUGGGAAUUGUAAAGGCUCAUGCGUAUUCUUUGUUGUCUGCUUAUGAUUUAGAUAUAGGAGGGAAUGAUGUAAAAUUACUAAAAUUAAGGAAUCCAUGGGGGGACGGGGAAUGGAAAGGAAAAUGGAACGAUAAUGAUGAAGACUUAAUGAAAUUAAAUGAAGAAAAUUAAAGGAAAAUCGGCUUUGUAUAGAAUUCAAGGGAUGGCACUUUUUUCAUAUAAUGGGAAGAUUUUAUUAAUUUUUUAUUGAUUAAAAAAAAAUAUAAAAAAAAAGCAAGAACUCAUAAAGAAUAUGGGCCAGAAGGUGAUCCUGUAAUAGGCUAGAUUCCAAAGUCUUUUGUAUUUAAAAGAGGAAAAGUAAGUAAAGACUUAAGAUAAAUAGUAACUGAUUAUAGGGAAAUAAUGUAUCCUUAUACAGGAUAUAAAUUAUAGGAAUCUGAUAAAACUAAAAUUAAAGAUUAUAUAGCCACAAGUAGUGUUUAUGGAAUUUCGCAUAUGGUUAUUAUUACAUCAACAGAAAAGCAUAAUUAUAUAAGAUUUAUUAAAAAUCCUGAAGGACCUACUAUUACAUUUAAAAUAAUAUCAUAUUGUAAUAAAAGUGAUGUAUUAAAUUCUAGUAAAAGAAAUAAAAACUUUUCAAGACAAUUUAAUCCAGCAAUACUUAUUUUAAAUGGAUUUAAUAAAUAACCAAACUAAAAUAAAGUUAAAAAUCCUCCUACUUUAGCAUAAUAAUAAAUAGCAGCUUAAAUGAUAUAAUCAAUGUUCCCUCCUUUAUCACUUAAAAAAACUAAAUUAAGUACUUUAUAAAGAGUUAUUUUAUUUAGUUAUGAUGAUGAAAAGGACAUAGUAAAUAUGCGCCAUUAUUAAAUAAAAUUAGUUCCUUCAGGAGUGAAUAGAAAUAUGAAAAAAGUCAUAAGAAAUGAUAAAAAAGUACCAAAUUUAAGUAAAUAUAAUAGCUUUGCUGAUUUUGUAAAUCAAAAAAAUAAUGCAAUGAGUGAAAGUGAAAUCGAUGAACUUCCUGAUUCAAAAAUGAUAUUUAAUAAAAAUUAAAAUCUAAUGAAACAUUUAAAAAAUAAUAUUAAAUAAGAUUAUAUGAAACUGGACCAAGAUUAAAAUUAAGACUUUAUAAAAUCGAAGAAGGUCUAUUAAGAGGAAAUGUAGUUUAUAAUAGAAGAAUUGUUAAAACUGAAGAAGAAAUAGAAAAAUAAAGAAAGGAAGUUUUCAAAAAACAGCUUGAGAAAGAAAAAAGAAGAAAAGAUUAAGAAAAAAGAGUUAGAGAAAAGGAGAAAUUAUUAAAAUAAAAACUAAGAGAAAAAGAAUAAAAAAGAUUACUUAAAUAACAAAAUAGAAAUAAAUAAGAAUAAUAAUAUUAACAGGAAGAAGAAGAAAAUGAAGAAGAUUAAUAAACUAUCUAAUCCAAUAUUAAUUCCGACGAUGAAUUAUCUGCACUUGAAUAAGAAUUGAACGAUAUCUAAAAUUAAGAUGAUGGUAAUGAUGAUGAUUAAUAAAUGAAAAUGAUGAUGUAGAUGUUGAUGAUAGUAAUCAAGAUAUAAAUGAAGAUUAU